AUGGGGCUGCUGCAUGCACUAAAGGACACAACCAGCAGAAUUGGUUUCUUUUGCCAGAUUGAAAUCCUGGUAGGUCCAGAAACUGAUGCCCAAUUCCAUUUCACUGGUAUCAAAAAAUAUUACAAGUCUUAUACUCUCACAGGGAGAAUGAAUUGUGUACUGGCCACAUACAGAGGUAUUGCUUUGAUUGUCAUAUACUUCAAGUUAAGGUCUAAAACAACACCAGCUGUGAAAGCAACACAAAUGGAUUUUAAAGUGUACCUUAUCUUCUAAGUUCCCAUGCCUGGAGGAACGAAUGUCAACUCGUCAUGUGAUCCUCAAUUUGUACAAUAAAUUAUGAACCUGGAAGACAACAACAACAACAACAACAACAACAACAACAGAUUUUAAGUAAUCUUUAUACCCAGUGCAGGCCUCCAAUGCACAACCUCGAGAUCAAGAGUCACACGCUCCACCGACUGAGCCAGCCAAGCACUCCCACCUCAACACCAAAGUGUUCAAUUCAGUAAUGUCAAAUAUAUUCACUUUGUUGUGCAACAGAUCUUUCCUACAACUUUUCGUCUUGCAAAACUGAAACUUCAUACCCACUAAACCCUAAUUUCUCCCUUCCUUUUCCCCAGCCUUUGACAACCAUGUUUCUACUUAUUGCUGCUAGAUUUUGA
Molecule: messenger RNA, 662 nt
Organism: Neofelis nebulosa (Clouded leopard)
Lineage: Eukaryota; Metazoa; Chordata; Mammalia; Carnivora; Felidae
Product: ATP synthase membrane subunit K, mitochondrial-like
Exons: 1
Coding region: 1-273 (90 amino acids)
Source: RefSeq, a predicted model, not a curated record